Wyeomyia smithii (pitcher-plant mosquito) is the source of this 2910-nucleotide messenger RNA. RefSeq names its product molybdenum cofactor sulfurase 3-like. Bases 231 to 2534 code for a protein of 767 amino acids. The transcript has 4 exons. NCBI's taxonomy places the organism in Eukaryota, Metazoa, Arthropoda, Insecta, Diptera, Culicidae. The record is from RefSeq and is a predicted model, not a curated record. Gene Ontology annotation, biological process: Mo-molybdopterin cofactor biosynthetic process. Gene Ontology annotation, molecular function: molybdenum ion binding; pyridoxal phosphate binding; molybdenum cofactor sulfurtransferase activity.
UGGCCAUGAAACGGUCGAAAUCGUGAUUAUAAACGAUGAUUUUACACUUUUACCAUAUCAUAUUAUUAAAUAAAUCAAUGAUGAGUUGGUAAUUUUAUCGUCAUUGUUUUCCUCUUAAGCCGAAAGCAAGACAGCAGUUUUUGCUGUUUUGUCUUAUCAACAAGCUCAUAGUUUUUCAGUUUGUUAUCAGCAAAAUUGUGUGUUGUGCUAUUCAGAUUAUUCAAGGCCGAAUGGAAUGCGAUCAUGAGCUAACGGAGUUAACACGCGAUGAGCUUAGUGGAAUUGAACGGGAAUUUACACGAUUGAAAGACAAAUGCUACCUCGAUCACGCUGGAACGACACUGUACGCGGACUCGCAAAUUCGUGCGGUCCAGCAGUGUCUAACGGAAAAUUUACUAUGCAAUCCGCACACGAGUCGAACCACCGAAGAUUUGAUCGAUCAAGUUCGAUUCCGUACAUUGAGACACUUUAAUGUGCGCUCCACGGAGUAUAGCGUAAUAUUUACGUCCGGAGCGACGGCCAGCCUUCGUCUGGUGGCGGAAUAUUUCCACUUUGGCCAGUCCGGGUCGUUCGUGUAUCUAAGUGAUAAUCAUACCUCCGUUUUGGGUAUGCGAGAGAUCGUUAGUACGAAACGAAUCGUGCCAAUUAUCCGGGAACAGUUGAUCCCGGAAGAAACCAUUGGAACAGAGAACGCGCUGGACGCUGACUCCCUGCUUGUUUUUCCUGCACAAUGUAACUUUAACGGAGUGAAAUAUCCACUGGAAAUGAUCACGGAAAUUCAACGCAACGGUCUCAAUGGUUACAGUAGGGAACGAUUCCAUAUCUGCUUAGACGCAGCGAGUUAUGCCGGAACGAGCUUUCUCGAUUUGAGCAUAUAUAAACCGGAUUUUGUAUGUCUAUCUUUUUAUAAGAUAUUUGGGUUUCCAACUGGCUUGGGAGCACUACUGGUACGUAAAGAUGCAUCUGAUUUGCUCCGCAAACGGUACUACGGAGGAGGUACCGUGAAGAUAGCAAUGGCUGGGCAGAAUUUUCAUGUUAAGCGCGAUUCGUUGGUCGAACGGUUUGAAGAUGGAACCGUUCCAUUCACUUCGAUUGUGUCCGUUUUGCAAGGCUUCGAUACCCUGGAACGGUUAGUGCCCUCUCGUGGAUUGGGAAGAAGCUCGAUAAAACGCAUUUCGCAUCAUACGUUCCUUAUUGGUCAAUAUUGUUACCGGCGAUUGGAAGCUCUUCGAUAUCCGAGUGGCGGUGAAGUGAUUCGGUUGUAUCACGAUACGAAGUUUGAGAACCGAUCGCUACAAGGUGGCAUAGUAAACUUCAACCUGUUACACGAGGACGGUAGCUUCAUAGGAUUUGCCGAGUUUGCAUAUUUAGCUAGCGUUCAUAACAUUAUUCUGCGAACGGGAUGUUUUUGCAACCCAGGUGCUUGCCAGAGAUUGCUCGGUUUAACAGAUGAAGACGUGCUGAAACAAUUCAAGGCCGGACAUGUGUGUGGUGAUGCCAAUGACCUGAUCGACGGACAGCCGACUGGCUCAGUUCGAGUAUCCUUUGGUUAUAUGUCCCAACAGAGAGACGUUGAUCGUCUGGUGGAAAUGAUAGAAAAAUGUUACCUCAGAAAAACACUCCACAAUGGUAUUUCCCGAACGCAGAUUGUUUCCAGCUACAAAAACCACGAUCAACCUCGCUUGAAAGUAAUUUGUUUGUUCCCGAUUAAAUCGUGCGGAGCGUUUAAAAUUUCCGACAGCUGGCCUCUUUGUCGGAAAGGAUUAAAAUAUGAUCGUGAAUUUGUAAUAGUCGACGAAAACGGUGUUGCGCUCACCCAGAAAAAUCUAACUGAAAUGUGCCUCAUCCAACCAAGGAUCAAUCUACAAACUAAAGAAAUGGUUCUGUCCCAUCCAAAAAUGCCUGAGCUUGCAUUGGAUUUGCGGAUGUUAUCAAACAAAGGCCGCUCGAUCAAGUUUUGUCAAACGAAAGUUUGUCAAGAUGAAGUUCAAGCCGUGGACUGCGGUGACGAGGUGGCCGAUUGGCUUAGUCUUGCUUUGCAGACCUCCGGUUUGCGUUUGUUGCGACAAGCCGCCGACGAAGUGCGAACUUUCCAACAUUCCACCAAAGAAAUCGCCCUCUCCAAUCAAGCUCAAUUUUUAUUAAUUAAUCAGGCUUCGGUGCGGUGGCUGGCGGACAAAGUACCAGAUUGGGACGAUUUGGGAACAGAGCCAAAUCUAGAUUCACUAGUUGAUCGAUUCCGAGGAAACUUGAUCGUUGACGGUGUGCAAGCUAUGGAGGAAAUCGGCUGGAAGCGUGUAACGAUCGGGGACCGUUUAGAGUUCGCAGUGGACGGUCCGUGCUCUCGCUGUCAGAUGGUUUGUAUCGAUCAGAGAACAGGUCUGAAGACGGUGGAACCACUGCGAACAAUUGCUCGCGAAUUUAAGGGAAAGAUUUGUUUUGGAAUUUACCUCUCACAUUCGGCUUUCGAUUUGUCUUCGCCGGAUGAGAUAUUCUUACACUGCGGAUCGACAAUUCACGGGACGAUUGAAUAACACUGUUUACUUCGAGUUCCUGCUAGAGUUGGCUAUUCUGUCAUUGCACUACACAAUCUGUGAUCGGUUGCUCUUUGACCCUCUGCAGUGGGCGUCCCUCUUUUGCGGCCUGCACUUGCUGUACAACUUCCUCAUACUCGGGAAACGACAACGAGGCUAGCUUGGAGUGGACAAGCGUAUCGUUGAUUUGCACCUCGAACGAUCCUCGGCGUCCUGUUCGGCAGGAUACCUGUGUCCCUGGCACGUGCUCCGCGAUCACCCGACUCAGCUCAAGGCACUGUGGUUUGGAGUUGCACACGUUGCUGUGGAUAUUAUAUGAUUAUAUUAGCUACAUUUAAAAAUCUUGACAGAAUCAAUAAAUUGUUGUUUGUUUCAA